Messenger RNA from Candidula unifasciata, 3256 nucleotides. NCBI's taxonomy places the organism in Eukaryota, Metazoa, Mollusca, Gastropoda, Stylommatophora, Geomitridae. The record is from the annotation of a GenBank genome assembly.
ACAAAUUACAAGCAGCAUAUGAAGGAAAAGAUGCUGAUGCUAAAUGAUGAGCAUGGGGAAGACGGACAAGAAACUGCUGGAGAGGCAGCAGUGUCAGAGUUGUUUGACCACUUCAAAGACAGAAUUGCUGAAGCUGUGCUUAGUGCAACUACAACAUCUCUGGCAUGUUUGGCAUGUGCAUGUGGUUGUACAGGAGAAGUCAUCCGAACAUUCACCCCAUCUUCUAGCCAAGACAGGGGAAGUUACUCUAGCUCACCAUCACCUAGACCUUUUUCUGCUGACCGUGAAAGUACAAGCAGUAGAAUGAGCUCAGCUCAUUCCACAGGACAGCAUUCCCCUAUGCCUGAUUGGCCAGUUACUCAGAUGGCAAACUUAUCAGCCGAUAUACCUCAGAAAAGUCUGGUUCAGGGUACUUGCAUACAGUUUGAGCUGACUGUAAAGUUCUCCAUCCCAAAUGUGGUUGUAGAACCAACACUUGAUGUGAUUCAGACAGCCAUUACUGAGGCAACAAAUGCUAUUCUAGAAGCGUCAAAAGAUAUUUCCUGGACUGGGGAAACUAACGGUGACAGCCUGUUUGAUUUGAUUAGCAGCGAUUCCAAUGUCCAAGAACUCCACUCUCAGCUCACCACAGCUGUGGAUGAUUUUGCAGACUUAGUGGACAAACGUUUGUUUCACUUCAGCUACUACAAUUUUCUCUGGAAGGAUGACAUGCAUGGCAACAUUCAGGAGUUCAUUAUGGCUGACCCUGGUGAAGUGGCCAUCAAGAGAGAGGUGGAACACUAUCUUCACCUUGAGAAAAACAUCAUGGAAAUCCCAUCAAAGUCACCUGUUGGGCCUGUGAGUUUGUUUACUGACCCUAUCAAGGACUGUCUUCUGGGCUUUUCUGUGACAUGGAAAACAAAGUUUGCCUCUGUACUACAUGAGGAAGCCAAGAAAAGACUCGAUAGCGCUGUGGCAUACAGAAGUUCAGUGCAGUCAAGACUAAAACAGGAUGUUCAAACAUUAGACCAACUGAAUUCUACCUUACAUCUGCUGGAAGAGUUGAGGGACAUGGAAAAUACGAUUGAUGGAGUUUAUCAACCAAUUGAGGCAAUGUAUGCAAAAUUGAGAGAGUUUGAGCUAAGACUGCCCAGGACUGAAGUGGAAGAAGUAGCAAGUCUAAGGCAGAGGUGGAUAGAAGUACUUGGACUUGCUGAAUGUGUGAGAGAGGAACUCCUCAAGGAAAGAAGAGGGGCGUUCGAACAGGAGCUUGACAAACAGAUCAAGACAUUUGUUGUGGAAGUUAUUCAGUUCCGCAAUGCCUUUGAUACCCAAGGUCCAGCUGUCCCGGGUAUACAGCCAGCAGAAGCAGUGUCCAGACUGCAUGACUUCCAGUACCUGUUCAGUGUUUAUGCAGCCAAGUGUCAGACACUGAAUUCAGUCUCUAAGCUAUUUAGCAUUCCUUGUAGGCGUUUUCCAGAGCUGGACAAAACAGGAGAGGAACUUGAAUUGUUGAGCCAGCUGUAUGGAUUGUUCCAGAAGUUUAUACACUUUGAUAGCAGAUUCAGGAAUACUCUUUGGGCCCAUGCGGAUCUGGAGUCUGCAGCAGCAGAAGUGGAAGGAUUUUGGGAUGAAUGUCUGGCACUCCCAGGCAAGCUAAAGGAUUGGGAUGCAUACAGUGACCUGAAGAACAGGCUACAAACAUACUUAGAAGUCUUCCCUUUGUUACGGAAACUAUCCUCUAAGGAAAUCCGUAACCGACAUUGGCUACAAGUUAUGCAGGUGACACAUAGCUCUUUCCAGUUGGAGGCAAAUAUUUUCAGAUUGAGUAAUUUACUAGACAUUGGACUUAUCCAGUAUAAAGUUGAAGUAGAAGAAAUAUGCAAAGGGGCAAGUCGAGAGUUGGAACUGGAGGUCAAGAUGAGGAUGACUGAAGAGGAGUGGACAGAACAGGUUUUGAAUUUUGAACACUACAAGAAAAGAGGUCCUAUGUUUUUGGACAAAACUUUUACAGAGAGGUUGUUGGAACAGCUUGAUGAUGCCGAAGCUCUCCUUGCCACCAUGUUGACAUCAAGAUACAUUGGCCCCUUGAAAGAUGAAGCUGCCUCAUGGGCUGAGAAACUGAAAGAAGUGUCAGAGGUUCUAGACUUGUGGCUAGAAGUGCAAGCUUUGUGGCAGUACCUAGAGGCUGUGUUUAGUAACCAACUAGCAGUUAAGGAACUUCCACAAGAAGCAAAGAGAUUUUCACGCAUUGAUAAAGGCUGGACCAAGAUGAUGAAAAGAGCAUUUGACACUCGAAAUGUGUUACAGAGACCUGGUGCUUUGGUUAUUACUUGGUCACAGACAAGCGAAAACCUCACCCCGCUAAACGUUCCCAGAUUUUAUUUUAUUUCUGACCCAAUUUUGCUGGCUCUCUUGAGCAGACCAAAUGACACGGAAUCUGUGAAACCACAUCUCAGAUCAAUCUUUUCUGCCAUUGCUGAUAUCAAGCUUGAGAAAACUAAUCCAAAUGAGAGCAACAGUAAAGCUAAUGCUGCCUCAUACAAACAUGGCAUUAGACAGGGCUCAGAGAUAGUCAGUCCACAAAUUGAUCAUCAAGGAAACAGCUCCAGUACUUUGUCUGUUUCCUCAAGAGUGAUAACGCCUCCAAAGAUAGACAAAAGAUUGCAUCAGCAUUACAGCACUAGUCUUAGUGGAUCACAGGAUGAUUCCACUAUGUUGCCGUCUGAAGGUCUUGUCAGUGAUACAAUUGUCAUGGAAGCCACAGCUGUCUUGAGUGAAGAUGGUGAAAUACUGAAACUUGCUGAAAAGGUAACACUGGCUGAAAAUGUAGAGGUCUGGCUAGGAGCAUUGAAAAAUUCGGUGGGAGAAACAUUACGUAACUUGACUCAAGCUGUUAUUUCUGACUGUCAAAAUGGAGUUGGACUUGAGGAUUGGGUACUUAAGUACCCAUCACAAGUGUGCCGAACUGGAAUGUUAUACCACUGGACUUCAGAGUGUGAAACAGCCAUUUCUGAAAUUAAAAAUGAAAGGAAGUCCCUCCAGGGGGCACUGCGAAAGUACAACAUGGCGACAAGCCGGCUUGUGACAGUGUUGUUAAGGGGAGUGUGGAAGAACAGUGAGGAACCUGUGCUUCCCAUUCAUCGCCUGCGACUAGAGGCCAUGAUAAAUCAAUCCAUCUAUCUGAAGGACAUUCUAGACAAUAUGUGUCAGAGAAGGUUGAGAGAGACAACAGACUUUGAAUGGAGACGGAGUGUUCGGUGCUACCUUCAGUCAG